GCGCAACUUCUAGCGCGGGAAAUUCAGUUUCAAAUAGUAAAACCGGGAAGACGCUUGAGCAGAAGCUAAGAAGUUUUUUACCAUCACCGUAGUUUGCCUUAGUUCUGUCUCCUGGUUUGCUUGUAGUUUGUCUUUAGUCCAUUUUAAUAAUUUUCGGAGCUUUCUGAUUUUCUUCCAACAUGCCUGCUCUAGAAGUGACGGAUGCCUCUGCAAUCUCUCCAUCAAAGAGACCAAGGACAGAAACAAAGCCUGCAGUAGAAAGACCUGUCCUCAGAUUUGCAAAACUGUCUGAGCAUGCAACGAAACCAACCAGAGGAUCAUCAAAAGCAGCAGGAUAUGACCUCUACAGUGCUUAUGACUACUCCAUUGGUCCUCUGGAUAAGGCCAUUGUAAAGACCGACAUCCAGAUAGCAGUUCCCCAUGGCUGCUAUGGGAGAGUGGCACCGAGGUCUGGUCUGGCAGUGAAAAACUUUAUUGAUGUUGGUGCUGGGGUUGUAGAUGAAGACUAUAGAGGAAAUGUUGGAGUUGUGCUCUUUAACUUCAGCAAGGAAACAUUUGAGGUGAAAAAAGGCGACAGAAUUGCUCAGCUGGUUUGUGAGCGGAUCUGCUACCCAGAUCUGGAGGAGCUUGAGACACUUGAUGAGACCGAGCGUGGUGCUGGAGGUUUUGGAUCAACUGGAAGAAACUAAAAGUCCAUUUUGUUGUGUUGUAUAUGUUGAAAAUAUAUUGAUCAAUUUAAAUAAAGUUAAUUGUUUUGUA
Labrus mixtus (cuckoo wrasse) is the source of this 759-nucleotide messenger RNA. RefSeq names its product deoxyuridine triphosphatase (gene dut). Gene Ontology annotation, biological process: dUTP catabolic process; dUMP biosynthetic process. Gene Ontology annotation, molecular function: magnesium ion binding; dUTP diphosphatase activity. The record is from RefSeq and is a predicted model, not a curated record. Bases 180 to 689 code for a protein of 169 amino acids. Lineage: Eukaryota; Metazoa; Chordata; Actinopteri; Labriformes; Labridae. The transcript has 6 exons.